AAACGGCUCUAGACAUUUGAAGUGUGUGGGUGAUAUGAAAUAAUCGGGGUGUCAUUGUCUCCCGAAAUGAUUUGGGUCGAGUAAGUGAGACGCUGGUUACAUCAACUGGCUAACUGGCUGCUAGCAGUGGCGAGCUUUUGUGGCUAUGGACUGUUCGCGUUUGUUUACGUUAGCUCUGCGACAACUCAGUACUUUAAUUCACAGCUGCGGAUCACAAGGUUCGCUGGGCAUUUGGUGCCAAUCCCAGCUGACAUUGGGCGAAAGCUGACAUAGGACGAAGGACUGGUGGACAGGUCGCCAGUCCAUCACAGGGCCAUUUAGCCAUUCUACUCGGGCAUAAACAAGGUGUCAGUGUUGUGUGUGUGAAUGUGUGUGUGAGUGUUCCAGUUUGAAACAUGGAACAGUGUGCGUGCGUGGAGCGGGAGCUGGAGAAGGUGCUCCAUCGCUUCGUAAUGUACGGCCACCAGUCUGAGGAGAGGCUAGACGAGCUUUUGCGCAGCGUCUGUGAGAUACGAGGACAGCUACUUGCUUUCGGAGUACAAGAUGCAGACUUAUCAGUCUUGUCUCAGACUAUGGCCCAGUGUUGUAAGAAUAUCAAAGAAACAGUGCAGAUGCUAGCCUCCCGACAUAAGGACAUCCAUGGUAGUGUGUCGAAAGUGGGCAAAGCCAUUGACAGAAAUUUUGAUGCAGAAAUCAGUGCUGUUGUGGCAGAGACAGUGUGGGACACCCCAGAGAGACAGAAAUAUCUGAGUGAGACAAUAGUGGAGCACCUGUACAGACAAGGCAUGCUCAGUGUGGCAGAGGAUUUGUGUCAGGAGUCUGGUGUUGUUAUAGAUAUGAGUAUGAAACAGCCGUUCCUGGAGCUGAACAGGAUCCUUGAAGCUCUGAGAAUGCAGGAUCUCAGGCCAGCACUAGAGUGGGCUGUGACGAAUCGGCAGCGACUUCUGGACCUGAACAGCAGUUUAGAGUUCAAGCUGCACCGUUUGUACUUCAUCAGUCUGCUCAGUGGUGGAAUUGGCAACCAAAUGGAAGCUCUGCAGUACGCCAGACACUUUCAGCCCUUUGCCUCUCAGCACCAGAGAGAUAUCCAGAUUUUGAUGGGCAGCCUGGUGUAUCUGCGUCAUGGCAUUGAGAACUCUCCAUACCGCACUCUGCUUGAGACCAAUCAGUGGGCAGAGAUUUGUAACAUCUUUACCAGAGAUGCCUGCGCAUUACUGGGACUCUCUGUCGAGUCUCCACUCAGUGUUAGCUUUGCAUCAGGCUGCAUGGCUCUGCCAGUGCUGAUGAACAUUAAGCAGGUGAUAGAGCAGAGACAGUGCAGUGGAGUCUGGACACACAAAGAUGAGCUGCCUAUUGAAAUUGACCUUGGGAAGAAGUGCUGGUACCACUCUGUGUUUGCCUGCCCAAUACUUCGGCAGCAGACCUCGGAGAGCAACCCUCCCAUGAAACUCAUUUGCGGCCACGUCAUCUCCAGAGACGCUCUCAACAAACUGACAAAUGCUGGGAAGUUGAAAUGCCCGUACUGCCCCAUGGAGCAGAAUCCAUCACAUGCCAAACAGAUCUACUUUUGAUACCACACACUCUGCUCGUGAGUAAGGAUGAAGUUCCCUGGAGCUCUUUACAUUUCCAGGACCAUUUGCUCUGGCAAUUUCCCCCCCUGUUACUGGCCUCUUGGCCUGUUGUUGAAAGCAUUAAGUUUUUUUUCCCCCCCAGUGAGCCACUGGAUAGCCUUGGCCACACCGUUAUCCAUCUUGGACCCUCCAACUUUGAGUAGUACACAGAGUCCAGUGGAGAUGAUCCACCUACGACCUGUUGUAGAGUGAGGAGUGUUUCAUCAAUGAGAAUAUCUUCAUGAAGAAGCGAAGCACCUCUGAAAAAGGAUAAUUCAUUGAAAGUCAUUUGCAAACGCCUGCGAAGUUAUAGGCUUAUCUUUUUAAAUAUGUAAUACUUUAUAGUGUUUGACUGCUUGAGUUGGAUGACUGCUUCUUUCUUUCUUUCUUUUUUUUUGACAGAAGCAGUGAAAUGAUUAUUAUGGAUGGGUGUGUGUUUGGAAAAUGGCAAAGAUGAGCAGUCUUUUUUUGACUACAGGAUGGUAAUAAACUUCUGUUCUGUGUAAGAAAACCCACAGUGUAACAAACUGUAGUAAGUUUAUUAUUUGCUGGUGAGGGGAACUGUGGAGGUCUGUCUUGAUUGUGAGCAAUUACUCUUCCAUAAUGUAAUAAAGGCCGCACGUAGCUUGAAAGUCACUCUUGGCUGAUGCAUCCAUUUGAUCUGUAGAGUUAACUCAUCAAAGGUGGAACAGCUUUUUUUUUUUUGUUUUUUUUUCCCGUGACUGACUGCACCAGCAAGACUUUCCUCAUUAUAGAAGCCAUUUCUCUUGUUCUGUGUAUGUAUUUAACAAACAAUGACAAAAAAAGAAACAAAAAUAUAUACUACUGUGAAAUGUGCUUUGUUUCUAUUUUUCAUUGCAACCGCCAGGACCGCUCAUGUACAAUAGUCAAUUAAACUGAAGAGCAACAUGCAUAAUCAACACUGCUGUGGAACUUUCAGAGCUGACGAUUGGUCGGUUCGCGUCACGGCUGUGCCAUUUUCUCACUCUGCCCUGCAUCGUGUUUCCUGAGCUUGCACGCCAUGUGAUUUGAAGAUGUAAAGUGGUGUGACGGAAGCCGUAUGGUCUGACUUGCAGUGACUGUAGGCUUGUGAUUCAGCUUUACUCGUCGUGGGUGGGGGGAGUCCUCUGAACUUUGUGGCUGUUGUUUAUUAUAUACUUAGAAAAAUGCCUCCACUGAGAAGGUUUGUCUUUUAUUCAAGAUGGAGUCAGAAAAGAAACAUUAGAAUCUAUACAUUUCCUCAGGGCUCAUUGUAACCAUUCAUACCACACCUCACAUUUAGCUUUACGCUGUACAUUCAUGAAGGACUCUUAAAGAUUACACACAUUUUACUUAUUGAGGCUCAUAGUUUGGGUGAUACGGGAGUUUGUAUAAUGUAUUCAACUGGUCAAAAGUGUGUUAUAAGCACUGCAUUUGAAUGUACAACAUGGUACAUCCAGGCGAAAAUAGUAACAGUGCAGGUUUCUGGUGUCCUUUUGAAAAUGGUGAUGUCACCUCACGCUCUAGUGAGGCAAAUUUAUUCAACAAGCACUGCACCAGCAUAACUCACACUAACUCUUAUAAAGUAACACUUGGUUUGAAGUCAGAGUUUAAGAGUUUAACGUCUCUUUGGGUUUCAGUUUGGUUGAAGUACAUGUUUUUUUGUUUGGAAUUUCCUCUGUGCUUUCUUUCUUUGGUUGACAAUCAUUCAUUGCUUCUUUUGAGUGUUCCUUUGGUUAGACUGAUAGCUCUCUGUACUUCAGUUGGAUUACUUUAGUUGAAUGUGUGCAUUCCCCUGCUUUUGUGUGUUAACGCAGCCUUUAUUGUAAAUAUUUAUCCGAUAACAUGUUUCAUAUUUCUGCAUCUGAAAGUUCAAAUAAAAAAUUAUACUCCA
Molecule: messenger RNA, 3483 nt
Organism: Solea solea (common sole)
Lineage: Eukaryota; Metazoa; Chordata; Actinopteri; Pleuronectiformes; Soleidae
Gene: rmnd5b
Product: required for meiotic nuclear division 5 homolog B
Exons: 11
Coding region: 396-1571 (391 amino acids)
Biological process (GO): proteasome-mediated ubiquitin-dependent protein catabolic process
Cellular component (GO): cytoplasm; GID complex; nucleus
Molecular function (GO): protein binding; ubiquitin protein ligase activity
Source: RefSeq, a predicted model, not a curated record